AUGCCAGAAACACAAUUGCCUGAUUCCGCAUUCCCCAACGGCAAGGGCGAUGUGGGUGCAACCCCGCCAGGUCAGAUCCUGACGGGCAAGCAAGAACACUAUCUCAAGCGCGAGCUCAUCUCCCGUGAAGUCCGCGACGAAAUCUUCGAGCUAAAUUCCCCCACCGCGCUCCAGCGAUUCGGCGCCCCCUUUAGAUCGGACUUCGGUGAGGUCGCACCGGUUGACUCGGAGCUGCCUAUUCUUCGGUAUAUUUUUGUUCACCACGUUCGGAAUUUCCCAUUUCUUGAUCAAGCGCGCGAAAAGGAGUUUUGGCAGGAUAAGCUACAAAUCUUCUUGGAAUCGUUUGCUAAUAAACAUGUCUCGUCUUCGGAGGAUCGACUGGAGGAGACGAAGCGCCGGAAGUUGGCUCGGAAAUGCGAGAAACUCGUGGAGCUGAUGAUGGUUUCGGGUGUGCCGACCGCGUCGGGAUAUGAGGAGCGUAUUCAGUUCUCCGAAAUGGAGAUCGUCGAGCGUGGUGCUCAGGAAUCGGGCCUGCUGUUUAAUAUGCCCGAGGGUAAUUCUAUUAAUGGUUGGGAUGUGAAUGUGGCUGCUGUUCGGACAACCUCUGUCAAGCGGACAGUGCGAUACCAUCAACAUGCAGAAUUCGUCAUUCGAGUUCGUCGCCACGAUAAGCAGGAGGUUCAUAUUGGGAGGAGAUAUGGAGAGUUUGUUAAGCUUCACAGGAGGCUGAGGACUGAGCUGCCAGGGAAACAAUUACCACCUCUUCCUCGUAAGAACAAGUCUUCCACCUCGAGCUGGUGGGGUUCCAGUGCAGAUGAUGACGCUUCGUCUCUUUCUUCGCUCUCGACAUUGGACACGAAUGCCCCCGAGGAUCGGCUCUCUGCGCCAACUCUUACCCCAGGCGGCGUCCGGCGAUCGAUCUCCCGAGGAUCAUUGAGAUCAACGAAAUCACCGCGUGUAUCAACGAGCGACGUCUCGAGGGCCACUGUGCUGUACCGGGAGGAGCAACGUGUGUCGCUGCGCGCGUUCCUGCGUACUGUACUGCAAAACAAGCGCAUUGCAGAAUCCAAGGCCAUGGAAGAAUUCUUGACUGCUCGACCCAUCGACUUGAAUGAGGAAGAGUUGAUUGAUGUCCAGAGACGGAAAGACAUGGAUGCUGUGAGGAUCGAGGAGCAGAAGAGAUUCUAUGAGAUUGCUAGGCAGCGAGCUGCAGAGCUGGAUGUGUACAUGGAGCGGUUCCGGCGGGAUAUUGUGGAGAGCAAUGGCCUGACAAAACUGUUUGCCGAGAUACGGGAGAAACCCUCAAUUCAGGAUCUGAGCCCGCAAUAUCAGAAAUUUGCUGAGUGGCUUCGCAUUGAAGUCGCUGCAACAAUAUAUCACCUGUUCCUUGCAGAGGAUAACUCCCCUGAACUGUUUGCACAGGCGAAGAGAAUCCACGGCCUCGUUCCGUACACGCUAAUGAAGAAUGUGAUUCGCAUCGCCAACCCUGCUGCAGUCAUGUCUGGUGUUCUCGACCUCUUCAUGGCCCAGCCUUUCGGCUCACGGUCACUUUUGCAACGCAUCUUCUCAUUAACACUAAACGAAAGUAUUAAAGAUUUCCAAAGAUCGAUUGAUUCUCUGGCUUCAAAGGUUGGAGACACAGUUCUCACUCAGAAGCUCAAGAGCUUCGCGGAUUCUGCGGAAGAAAUCAAGAAUGUGAUCCGAGAAGAGGCUGUUUCCGACGAUGUUGACAUUAUUGUGGCCAUCCUUCGCUCCGAACUAUUAUCACCCGACCUCAACUCGGAACAGAUAGGCAAGGUGUUCAACGGCUAUGUGGCUUGGAACUACGCUGUGGAGAAUGUAGACCUCGAAAUGCAACAGGGCGCCCAAUGGUUUGCUCACAUGAAGCAGCUUUUGAAACUCUAUACCCGCCAGCGCGACAAGGCGAUGAUGCUCGGCAUUGUCGAGGAGCCAGUCACACUGCAGCUCUUCCGCGAUCUGUUCACUAUCUUCUACGAGCCUCUCGUCAGGGUCUACAAAUCCGCCAACGUAUACAACAGCAUUACGGACUUUGCUCAUUUUGCCGACGAUGCUAUUAAUGUGAUUGAGAGCGCCCAGCGCCAGGAUGCCUCUGCCGAUCCGAACCAAACAGUACAGGCCUUCAUCGAUCUGUGCGCUCGUCACGAGGCCAACUUCUACAAGUUCAUCCACGAAGUGCACCAGCACGAUAACGGCCUAUUCCAGUCUCUAAUGGGUUGGAUCGAGGAGAUUCUCGAUUUCCUGCGCAAUGGCCCCGCCGGAGGCAAAAUGGACAUUAACGCUUUGUUCCAAGGAGCUGCCGGAGUUGGCCAAAUUGACAAAGACCUUGCUCUCACAGAAAUCAAUCAGCUUAUCAAGUGGCAAGAAGAUCGGAAACGCUGGCAUCUGAACAAAACUCGCCAAAAGAUGGCUGCUGAAGGUACCUCUGGGGACACUAUUCCAGGAGCCACGACCUUUAAGGGCAGUGAUUUCGGUCUUGAUGAGGCCGAUCUGGAGGACCUCACUAUCUCGGAUGAAGCAUCUGAUGCCUCUGACGAAGACACUGGAGAUGAGGACAUGGACGAUCCCAUCGCCGUAGAGCGCCGCCGGCGGACAAAGAAGCAGGAUCAACUUCGCCGUACCGCGGGUGAACCCAUCAAGCCCGAGGUUACGGAGAUUCUUAAGCUUGCUGAACCGUUUGGUGUCAUGUUGCGGCACGUGCUUGCUGAUUAG
Molecule: messenger RNA, 2730 nt
Organism: Penicillium griseofulvum
Lineage: Eukaryota; Fungi; Ascomycota; Eurotiomycetes; Eurotiales; Aspergillaceae
Product: PX domain-containing protein
Exons: 7
Coding region: 1-2730 (909 amino acids)
Molecular function (GO): phosphatidylinositol binding
Source: RefSeq, a predicted model, not a curated record